AGUCCAUCACGCACAGGCCCAGGUCAGCGUCAAGGUCUCUACCAAGGACACUGGGAUGGAAAUAGCAGAAGAGCCCACCACAAAUCUCGGACAGACCCUGGAGUGGCUGAGAAAGGAACUGUCUGAGAUGCAGAUCCAAGACCAGAGACUCCUGCUCACGCUGAGGCAUCUCCACAGUGUCCUGGAGGAGCUGCGCGCUGAGCGUGCCCACUGGGAGGAUGCCAGGUCCAGCGGGGGGUCCUCCCCUAUCAGAGCUCGAGCAGGCUCUGAAGGCAGGGGCCACCAGCCUGUCUCCUUGAGGGGGCUGGCCUACCUCCUCCAAGGAGAAGACAGUAGACGCAGCUCCCUUCCUUAAUUGGCCAAAGAUGACACUGUGCUUGAAUCCUCCCUCCACUAGUCUAGAC
Loxodonta africana (African savanna elephant) is the source of this 404-nucleotide messenger RNA. RefSeq names its product chromosome 24 C20orf202 homolog (gene C24H20orf202). The coding region runs from base 56 to 355 and encodes 99 amino acids. The record is from RefSeq and is a predicted model, not a curated record. The transcript is spliced from 2 exons. NCBI's taxonomy places the organism in Eukaryota, Metazoa, Chordata, Mammalia, Proboscidea, Elephantidae.